ACAUAAACAUUCGAAUUUCGAGCGCGCGUCGUGUACAGACGCGUCUGUGAUAUUUACGCGGGAACAAAAUUUGUAUUAUCCGUAAAAAAUAUAACUUUUUUCGUUUUUAAAUUUGACAUAAUUUCAAUGUGAAAAAUGUUACUUCUUGCGGCUUUAUUUUUAUUUUGUUCACCAUCUUACGGUUACAUUUACGAAGAAGAGUGUUUAAAUUACACCAUAUAUCCCGCGCAAUACGAGCUCACAAUCAUCCCCCACGUGUUUAAAGACGGAACAUCGUAUUUCGACUGUGAAUUAUUCAUAACUGUCAUUGUUAACGCGCCAAAUAUAAAUGUCAUUGAAUUGGACGCAAAAGAUAUAGAAAUUAAAAGUGGUUCCAUCAAAGUGCUCAAUGGUGUGAAUGAUUUUGUAAAUCAUUAUCGACCUUAUGAAUUUGAUAAUAAAAAGGGCAAAUUGUACAUAUAUUUAAAGGAGCCACUGCAGCAGUAUAGCGUCUCAAGAACUCAGUAUGUUAUUCGAAUUUCUUAUGUAAAAUAUGUGAACAGCGAAAGUGAUGGAAUAUUUAUUGUUCCCUAUGAGGGUAAUGACGGAAAACUGAGAUACAUGUACACGACUCGGCUAUCCCCAAACAAAGCGAAGCAUUUCUUCCCCUGUUUCGAUAAUCCACAAUUCGAGGCGAUAAUCAAGUUCAGAGUGUACGUGGCGCCGCCGCGACCGGGCAUACAGUUCUGUAACACUACGCUUGUGGUCGCUGAUGAGUUGAAGAGGCAGAACUUCAAAGAUGACAGUUACGGCAUCAUCGAAUAUAUGCCAUCGCCCCAAAUCGGGGUGCAUCAAGCUGGUUUCCAUCAUUCCGAAUUCGGAAGUCGUGAGAUUAGGGUUAAAAAUGAUACAUUGGCGGUAUGGGCUCCGGUAUCAACAUUACCAUACAUUACAUUCACUCUGCAAUUCUGUGAGACGAUACUGAACAUGAUCCACCGUUAUUCGAUGAUAAACAGGCCUCUUGUGGAUGGGCCUAUAAAUAUAGUUGCCGUGCCGAAGAUCCUUAAUGGAUUUGAGAGUGCGAGCUGGAAUUUAUUGACAAAUAGCGAAACGCGAUUAGCCUAUGUAAAUGAUCAUACCAGUAUCAAACAAAUGGAAAGAACAAUGUUCGAGCUUGCUCAACAAUUGAGUAGGAUUUGGCUCGGAAACCCGGGGGAAAUAAAGCGAACUAGAUGGAUUGAAGAAUGGUUCAAAGAAGGUGUUGCUACCUACUUUGCGUACUAUUAUUUGACCCAGUACAAUCACGGUGAACAGAAAAUAAACAGAAUACCCUUAUCGACAUAUGGCUUACAAAUGAAACACAAAGCAAUGGCCAUUGACUGGCACCAUUCCACACCAGCUCUUGUAACGUUCAAUCGAUCUUUGGAGUUCGAAAUACCAGCGCGAUACAAGGAAUUGGUGACGAUGAAAACGGCAUCCAUUCUGUGGAUGGUGGAGAACUGGUUGGGCUCUGAGAAAUUCCAUCAAGCACUCGUAAAGUAUCUUAAUAGCAGGAAAGGCGGUUAUGUGUCUCUUGCUGAUUUCAUGGCUAGCCUAGAUCAUGACACUGUGGAAUGUCUACACCAAUUCUUUAACGGUUCUACUGCGUCUAAAGUACUUAGUUCUUGGUUCUACCAGCCGGGCUACCCAGUUGUUAGUGUGAACGUCUUGAGGGACAGAACACCUAAUGCGAUUCAGUUAAAACAGCGCAAAUUCAGUUUCGACCAGCACAAUCGUUUCGACUCGAAUUACCUCAUUCCGAUUUCUUAUAUCGUUCAAAGGAACGAGAAUUGCUUUAACUGCCUCCAGCCAAGAUUCACCAUUGGCCAGACUUAUACAUUUGGGGAAAACCUGAACGGUGGCUGGAUUAUACUCAACAGAAAUGCUUCUGGGUAUUAUAGAGUAAAUUAUGAUGAUGAAACGUGGAGGUUAAUAGCAAAGACUCUUAAAGAGAAUAGGCUAGCGAUCAGCGAACUAAAUAGAGCCCAAAUUGUUAAUGACAUAUUAGCUCUGUAUGUGGCGGGAGAUGUAAGUGAAGAUAUAGCAAUGGAAGUUCUAGACUACCUGAAUACAGAAUUGAGUCCAAUGGUUUGGGACGCGGUGGUCAGUGGGUUUGAUUUAUUGAGAACAGAAGGGGCAGCUAUGACCAAGAUCUUGUAUGAUGAAUGGCAGGAUUUCAUGCGACGAAAAGUAUCCACGAUAUACAAAAGGCUCUUGGACGAUAUUGAGCAAAGACCGAAAAUAAGACUUUUCCGAAGCAAUAUCAUCGAGUUUGCAUGUUCGAUCAAGCAUAAACCAUGUUUAGACGAUAUGUGGAGAAUGUACACUGACCAUAGAAAUGGCAGAGUGAGAUUCAGUCCCGAUGUACGUGAGGCGUGCUACUCCGUAGUUUUAAAUAGUGAAAAUGGCAAUUUAGAUACGAAUAAUAUGAAUAGAUAUGAGAUGGAAGAUAAAUCCAACGCAGAACACAAAGUGCGAGAUGAGAGGAGAUUUCUCUAUCGCGUACCGAUGGGCCAUCCGAAACCACUUCCGAUAAUCAUGUCGACUACGACCACUACAGAGGCAACCGUAACGAUUACACCUGAUUGUGAUGCUUCUGUUAUAAACGCUAUUUCCAUAGCUUUAUUAGGUUUUGCCUUAUUGAUAAGUUUAACUAUAAGAUAAAUCAUUUAAAUGUUUAAAUUCAUACUUUAUUAUGCUAUAUUAUACGGUCGUAUUUCCCAUGAAAUAUAAUUGUAGAAUAUUUUACUAUUCUUCAAAACAAUGUUUAUCCUAGUAUUUUCUUGUGUUUGAUUUUACGCGAGUAUUAUACAUUUAGAAAUUAAAGACUUUUAAACGG
Molecule: messenger RNA, 2857 nt
Organism: Zerene cesonia (dogface butterfly)
Lineage: Eukaryota; Metazoa; Arthropoda; Insecta; Lepidoptera; Pieridae
Product: membrane alanyl aminopeptidase-like
Exons: 13
Coding region: 136-2682 (848 amino acids)
Biological process (GO): proteolysis; peptide catabolic process
Cellular component (GO): cytoplasm
Molecular function (GO): metalloaminopeptidase activity; peptide binding; zinc ion binding
Source: RefSeq, a predicted model, not a curated record